Messenger RNA from Xyrauchen texanus (razorback sucker), 1166 nucleotides. RefSeq names its product cysteine-rich protein 2-like. The transcript has 8 exons. Bases 106 to 723 code for a protein of 205 amino acids. NCBI's taxonomy places the organism in Eukaryota, Metazoa, Chordata, Actinopteri, Cypriniformes, Catostomidae. The record is from RefSeq and is a predicted model, not a curated record.
CGCUCUGAAUAUAUUGAAAGGGGGAUGCGCUCGCGCAUUUAUUCAAUCUAAAUAAAAGAUAAUAACUUGCCUUAAAUCAAAGGAACGUGUAGCUUUUUAUUUAACAUGGCAUCAAAAUGUCCCAAAUGUGAGAAAACAGUUUAUUUUGCGGAGAAAGUGACAUCUCUGGGGAAAGACUGGCACAAAUUCUGUCUGAAGUGCGAACGCUGUAACAAGAUCCUGAAUCCAGGAGGACAUGCAGAGCAUGAUGGGAAACCAUACUGCCACAAGCCAUGCUAUGCUGCCCUCUAUGGACCAAAAGGUGUAAAUAUUGGUGGGGCUGGCUCAUAUGUUUAUGAGACAUCUGUGACCGAUGCCCCUGUCCCCAUUGCCAUGGAAACAAAGGCCAAAGCUAAUGAGAGGAAAGAAUCUGCUCCUACCAGGGGCCCAGUGAAGGCUGCAAGCUUCAGUUCAUUCUCUGGUGAGCCAAACAUCUGCCCAAGGUGCAACAAAACAGUGUACUUUGCUGAAAAGGUCACCUCCCUGGGUAAAGACUGGCACAGACCCUGUCUGCGAUGUGAGAGGUGCAGUAAGACUCUGGCCCCAGGCAGCCAUGCAGAGCACGAUGGCCAGCCCUACUGCCAUAAACCAUGUUACGCUGUUCUCUUUGGGCCAAAAGGAGUAAACACCGGAGGUGUUGGCAGUUACAUAUAUGAGGACCCGAACACAGAGAGCCAGCCCUGAGAACCACAACCAUUUUUACACCAGCGGUAUCUGCACCCUUAGAUUCAAACUUCUCUGUUUCCUUUAAGUUAACUUCUCGUUCUUGAGUCUGCACUGAUCAUUUUAAUCUACAGAGUGCCGGUACAUAUUAUUCAUACUAAUAUCAGCUUUAGGAUUACUACUUACUAACAGGAAUAUGUGUCUAGCCUUUCUGCUGUAUUUAUAGUGUAUAUGUUUUCUAUAUUUUGUAAGAAUGCAAUUAAGAUGUUAAGCUGUUUUUUUCUCUUUUUCUUUUUUUUUGUGGCAUAAACUAAACUUAACCAGCUAAAAUUAAAUCCAGUGUGUGUGUGUGUGUGUGUGUGUGUGUGUGUAGCAUUUUAGAAAAGGUAUUUAUUAUAAUUAUUUGACAGCAUCUGGUCUCUGUACUUUCAACUUGAGAUUGGUUUAUGUAUUAAAAUAUUGGU